Hemisphaericaspora subhashii is the source of this 303-nucleotide messenger RNA. RefSeq lists its product as uncharacterized. Bases 1 to 303 code for a protein of 100 amino acids. The record is from RefSeq and is a predicted model, not a curated record. Lineage: Eukaryota; Fungi; Ascomycota; Pichiomycetes; Serinales; Debaryomycetaceae. The transcript has a single exon.
AUGCAUCCACAACUAGACAAGAAUAGAUUCGACACCUGUGAAAAACUAAUGGAUGCACUUGAAGAAUGUCAUCGUCAAGAAUUUGUUAAACAACUUUUGGGAAGUUGUAAUUUUGAAAAAGAUCAAUUAUCAAAUUGUUUACAUUAUACAAGAGUACAUGACUCUCAUGAAAGAAUUAGACAAAGUAGAGAAAAGAAAAAGAAGUUUGAAGAGAAAUUAAAGAGGAAUGAAGAAGAAUUAUAUGGAAAAGAUGGAUAUUUAAAGAAAGUUAUUGAAUUGGAACAAAAAGCAAAGAAACUUUGA